Molecule: messenger RNA, 11709 nt
Organism: Triplophysa rosa
Lineage: Eukaryota; Metazoa; Chordata; Actinopteri; Cypriniformes; Nemacheilidae
Gene: lama5
Product: laminin, alpha 5
Exons: 80
Coding region: 207-11207 (3666 amino acids)
Biological process (GO): cell adhesion; regulation of cell migration; axon guidance
Cellular component (GO): basement membrane
Molecular function (GO): signaling receptor binding
Source: RefSeq, a predicted model, not a curated record
ACAGAGGGAGUGCGCGCGCGAGAGAGAGAGACAGAGAGAGAGAGAGAGAGAGAGAGCACCGAACUGCGUUUUCUGUCCGUUGUUGUGCAUAACACAGAAAGAAACCCGCCGUGUCGUCUGUCUCUCCACAUGUUCGUCAGUAACACGGUUCUCGAGUGGAUUUUGUCGUGAGUUGUAACAGUGUUGCGUGCGCGUCACAGGUGAAGAUGGCGAAGGGACCGUCGCUCUUCGCACCGGCGCUCGCGGCUCUGCUGCUCGUGUACGGCUCGUGGGCGCAGGAAUUGCCCACCAACAGUAUAAACGGAUUCAGUUUGCACCCACCGUAUUUCAAUCUAGCGGAGGGGACGAAAAUCACGGCCACGGCGACAUGUGGAGUGGACGAGAACGGGCACGCGAUUCAAGACCUGUACUGCAAACUUGUCGGGGGGCCCGUGUCCGGGGACCCGAGUCAGACGAUUCAGGGUCAGUACUGUGACAUCUGUACCUCAGACGACACAAACAGGGCUCACCCUAUCAGCAACGCCAUCGAUGGAACCGAACGAUGGUGGCAAAGCCCUCCUCUCUCCCGGAGCGCAAAACACAACGAGGUCAACGUCACCCUGGACUUAGGACAGCUCUUCCAUGUUGCGUAUGUGCUCAUUAAGUUUGCCAACUCCCCGCGUCCUGAUCUGUGGGUUCUAGAACGCUCCGUUGACUUUGGAAAAACUUACAAGCCAUGGAAGUUCUUCUCCUCGUCUAAGAGAGACUGUAUCGAGCGGUUUGGUCAGAGGACCAUCGAGCGUAUCAACCAUGACGAUGACAUCAUCUGCACCACAGAAUACUCGCGUAUAGUUCCUCUGGAGAACGGAGAGAUCGUAGUGUCUCUCGUAAACGGGCGGCCAGGUGCCAUGAACUUCUCUUACUCUCCUGUCCUGAGGGAGUUCACCAAGGCCACCAACAUCCGUCUGCGGUUUCUCCGGACCAACACGCUGCUGGGUCACCUGAUGGGCAAAGCUCUGAGGGACCCCACGGUCACACGAAGAUAUUAUUACAGUAUUAAAGACAUCAGCAUUGGAGGAAGAUGUGUGUGUAACGGACACGCCGAGGCGUGUAACGCACAAGACCCCAAUGACCCGUACAAGCUUCUGUGCGACUGCCAGCACAACACUUGCGGCCCGUCAUGUAAUCGCUGUUGCCCCGACUUCAACCAGUUUCCAUGGAAACCAGCUACUACUUACAGUGCCAACGAAUGUGAAUCAUGUAACUGCCAUAGACACUCGUCGACAUGCUACUAUGAUCCAGAUGUAGAUCAGCGGAGAGCCAGUCUCAACGUGCAGGGAGAGUACAGAGGCGGAGGAGUGUGUGAAGAGUGCCAGCAUCACACCACAGGUAAUAACUGUGAGCGCUGUAUUCCUGGAUACUACAGGUCACCUGACCAUCCUCUGGAAUCGCCAGUUGCCUGUUCAAAGUGUCCGUGUGAAUCUGAGUUCACUGACGGCACAUGUGAAGAUCUGACCGGACACUGUUACUGUAAACCAAACUACACGGGAGAGAACUGCGACGCGUGUGCUGAGGGACACGAGCAGUUUCCCGUCUGUUACCAGAUCUACAUCAGUGGAGAGGCCAGACCUGCUGGAGAAAUCAUCAAUUGUGAGUGCAACGCUGCAGGUACUGAGGGGAACUCCUGCAGGCCAGACCCUCGCACCAAUACAUGUGUGUGUAAGCCUGAAUUCACUGGAGAGCACUGCGACACCUGCGCUCAUGGACAUUAUGGCCUUAACUGCCAGCGCUGCCAGUGCUCAGGCCCGGGUUGCCUGGAUGGGUCCUGUGAGGCAGUAACAGGCCAGUCUACGUGUCGCACCGGGUUUCAGGGGCAUUCAUGUGAGCAGUGUGAGCCCAGCUACUUCAACUACCCGCUGUGCCAAUUUUGUGGUUGUAGUGUUGUGGGCUCUACACCUGAGGUGUGUAAUGAAGCCGGUCAGUGUUUGUGCAGGCCGGAGUUCACUGGUCCUCGCUGUGAUCAGUGUCGCUCUGGUUUCCACUUGUACCCAGACUGCCAGGUGUGCAUCUGUGACCCCCGUACAUCUCUGGACACCAGCUGUACCGUCUCGGGCCAGUGUCACUGCAAACCCAACUACAACAGCCCCAAAUGUGACCAGUGCGCACCAGGAUACUACGGAUAUCCCAGCUGUGCACCAUGUGCUUGUUCAUCGGAGGGUUCUCGAUUCGGUCCCUGUGAUCCCGUGUCUGGUCAGUGUGUGUGUCGUCCAAACGUUUUGGGUCAGAGGUGUGAUAGAUGCGGUCCUGGAUCAUACGACUUUCCUCUCUGCCAAGCUGGGACCUGUAAUCCGGCAGGCUCUGUGCCUGAUGACAUCCUGUCCACCGCUGGAAAUCCUCAGGGUUCGUGUAAGUGUCGGCCGUAUGUGGAGGGGGUGGCGUGUGACCGCUGUAAACCUCUCUACUGGAAUCUUUCUCCUGAUACAGUCUACGGAUGCUCAACUUGUGAUUGUGACACAGUAGGAACUCUGAGCGAGGUUGCAGAAUGCACUCAGAGCACCGGCCAGUGUUACUGUAAACCCAACGUGUGCAGCGGGACCUGUGCCGUAUGCAAAGACGGAUACUACAAUCUCCAAUCUACAAACUACUUUGGGUGCCAAGGGUGUCAGUGUGAUAACGGAGGUUCGGUUGGACAGGCCUGUGAUGACAGAUAUGGCCGCUGUCGGUGCAGACCCAAUGUGGAGGGACCCAAAUGUAACCAACCCCGACCGGAUCAUUAUUUCCCCGACCUGCACCAUAUGAAGUUUGAGGUGGAGGAUGGGACCACCGUGGAUGGCCGUUCGGUGAGGUUUGGUUACAAUCCACUGGAGUUUGAGAGCUUUAGCUGGAGAGGGUACGCUCAGAUGACAUCCAUACAGCCGCGGGUUCUUGUUGAGGUGGUGGUUGGCUCUCCAGACCUGUUUCACGUGGUCUUGCACUAUGUGAAUCGCGGUGGCUUGGACGUCAGGGGGCAGGUAUCUGUGAUCGAGGAGGGCAGACACUUCCUGUGCGGUAAUUGCUCUGAGCAGUCCAAACAAAUCGUCUUUGCACCCAGUUCAGAAGCUACAUUUGUCAACGUGCCCCAGAACAGUUUUGUGGAGCCGUUCGUCCUGAAUCCUGGAACCUGGAUUGUGAUUAUAGAGGCAGAAGGAAUUCUGCUGGACUAUCUGGUGCUCUUGCCCAGCGCGUAUUACGAGGCUCCCAUCUUGCAACUGAAAGUGACUGAACCUUGUUCAUACAGCCACACACAGGAUGCCAAUCAGAACUGUCUGCACUACAUGUACCUGUCUUUGGACGACUUUCCAUCCAUCUCUGGAAAUGAAGCCAGCUGCAGAUCUGACAACCACCUGCCUCGGCCCUGUCACAAUGAAAAGAUCACGCCACACCAUCCCAGCAUGGCCAUAUGCAGCGGCAAUGACAUGAGCGUUCAGCUGCGUCGCCGUGUGCCUGUUCCUGGAGAAUAUGUUUUGGUGGUUGAAUACGCUAGUGAAGAUGAAGCCCCUCAAACUCUCCUCGUGUCUGUCAACUCACCGGGUGAACGAACACAUCAAGAACAAAUAACACUGUUACACUGCAAAUACAGUUUCUUGUGUCGGGCGGUGUCUGUAGACGACAUGAAGCGUGUGGCGGUCUUCACUCUGUCUGUGGAGGCUGAUAUUCAGCUCAUCGCCGACAGAAGCAGUUUCUUCCUGCACAAAGUGUUCCUCGUCCCCCGUGAUCAGUUCACCAUGGAGUACCUGAAACCCAAAGUUCACUGCAUCAGCACACAUGGACGCUUCUCUCCGGACAGUGGCUCCUGUAUCCCGUCUCGCUUCCAGAAUCCUCCUCAGUCUCUGGUUCUGAAAGAGGGUCAGGCGUCCUCUGCGCCCGAACCCGUUCUGGCUUCAGCCCCUGACCCCUCCUUCAAUGCAGACAGACCCGCUACCUCCAGACCACCAACAGCAGCGGAUACCAGUGACCACAUGCUACUCAACCCGGAUCAGAAUGCCGUAGUGUACACCACACGUGUGCACGCGCUGGGCCGCUAUGUGUUCAUCCUGCACUAUCAUCAGCCCCUGCACCCGACCUACAACAUCCAGGUGUACAUCAACGGAGGACGCAUCUGGCGGGGUCAUGCCAAAGUAUCAUUCUGUCCCCAUGGUUAUGGUUGCCGUAGUGUUGUGAUGGCAGAGAAUCAGAUUAUUCUGGAUGUGACGGAUCAUGAGGUCAUUUUGACCCUGCGUGCUCCCGACAGAAGAACUCUUUGGCUGGACUAUGUUCUGGUGGUACCAGAAAACACCUACAGCUCCACCUUUUUGUCAGAGGAACUGCUGGACAAAUCUUAUGACUUCAUCAGCAACUGUGGACAAAACAGCUUUUACAUCAACCCUGCCAAGGCAUCUCCAUUCUGCCGAAGCUCAGCCGUAUCUUUGUCUGCAUUCUUUAAUAAUGGUGCUGUGCCCUGCGGCUGUCAUGAGGUGGGAGCAGAGAGCGACACAUGUGAGACCUUCGGUGGACAGUGUCAAUGCAAACCCAACGUGAUCGGCCGAGACUGUUCCCAGUGUGCCACAGGCUACUACGGCUUCCCCAACUGCAGAUCUUGUAACUGUGGAUCACGUCUGUGUGAGCCGGUCACGGGUGAGUGUAUUUGUCCUCCGCGGACCCUGCAGCCAGACUGUGUGACCUGUGAGCCGCAGACGUUUGGCUGUCAUCCUCUGGUGGGCUGUGAGAUGUGUAACUGCUCCAGACCUGGAAUCACCUCACUGGACAUCAGCUGUGACACAAACAACGGCCAGUGCAGGUGCAAGAACAAUAUCGUUGGGCGUCAGUGUGACAAGUGCUCCCCGGGUCUCUAUGGAUACCCCAACUGCAGACCAUGUGACUGCAACGAGGCAGGGACAGAGAGAGAUGUGUGUGACUCCUUCACCGGACGCUGCUUAUGCAAGGAAAAUGUGGAGGGUUCUCGCUGUGACCAGUGCAAACUGGGAACAUUUCACCUGGACCCCACUAAUGCUAAAGGCUGCACCAAAUGCUUCUGCUUUGGAGCCACGGACCGUUGCCACAGUUCUGAGAAACGCCGUAAUGAGAUCAUGGAUAUGAGUGGUUGGAUGCUGUUGAGAAGUGACAGACAGGAAGUGCCUGUGUCUGUGUAUGAUGGUCAAGAUGUGAUAGAGGUGGAUCUGAGUGAUGUACCUGACGUCUCCCAGGAACUCCACUGGCACGCUCCACAAGCUUAUCUCGGUGAUAAAGUGUCAUCUUAUGGAGGCUAUCUGCGCUACCGGUUGCACACGCAGACAAUGCGGGGUGAUGCUUUUCUCCCUGGGGAGACCUCUCGUCCAGAUGUUAUACUGAAGGGAAAUCAGAUGACUCUGGUAUAUAUGGAGAGGGAAUAUUCUUCACCUGAAGAUCCUCAUGAAGGAAUUGUUCAUCUGGUAGAGGAGAGUUUCAGACAUGCGCAGACGGGGAACCCUGUAUCCCGUGAGGAGCUGAUGAUGGUGCUUGUGGCCCUGGAGUCCCUUCAGAUCAGAGCCCUGCACUCUCAAUCCGCCCAGUCUGUGUCGCUGCGAGCUGCUGUGCUGGAGGCGGCCGAAAACCUGCCCUCCGGUAGCCGCGCCAACAAUGUGGAAAUUUGUCUUUGUCGUGGAAACUAUCUAGGAGACUCCUGUCAGCAAUGCGCUCCAGGUUACUAUCGUGACAUUAAAGGGCUGUUUCUUGGGAAGUGUGUUCCCUGCAACUGUAAUGGUCAUUCUGAUCAGUGUCUGGAUGGAUCGGGCAUAUGUGUGAAUUGCCGUCACAACGCUGCCGGAGAUCAUUGUGAGAGGUGCCAGGGCGGCUUUCAUGGCAACAACAGCAUUGACGGACAUGCGGUGUCCUGCUCCAGCUGUCCCUGCCCACUGCAGGUGGCAUCAAACAAUUUUGCCGUUCGCUGUGUGGAGAAGCGCAAUAACAUGCAGUGUCUGUGCAUGCCUGGCUAUGCCGGAUUCAAGUGUGAGAGGUGCGCCCCGGGCUACUAUGGAAACCCUGUAGUGAUCGGCAGCACGUGUCAACCGUGCCACUGCAACGGUAACUCAGACCCCAACAUGCUGUUCAGCGACUGCCAUCCUUUGACAGGAGAGUGUCAGAGCUGCAUGCACAACACCGCCGGGCCGCACUGUGAAAUCUGCGCCCCGGGUUACUACGGAGACGCCAUCACUGCCAAGAACUGCACCCGAUGCAAUUGUUCUCCGUGUGGCACUGAUCGCUGUGACCCUCACACCGGUCAGUGUCGCUGUAAGCCUGGCGUGGUGGGUGCCCAUUGUGACCGCUGUGAGAACGGUGCGUUUGGCUUUGAUUCGUGCGCUGGUUGCCACAAGUGUGAAUGCGAUGCAGCGGCGGCACUGGUUCAGCCGUGUGACCCCGUCAACGGAUCGUGUUCCUGUCGGACUGGAGUGAACGGGCCGAACUGCCGUCAGUGUGCACCGGGUUACUGGGACUACGGCCCUGAUGGCUGCAGGAAAUGUGAUUGUAAGGGUGGUCACUGUGAUCCUCGCAGUGGGGAGUGUCGAUGUGCAGAAGGUCUAACAGGAAGACAGUGUGACACGUGUAUUAGUACACACAGCGUCCCUGUGCAACACAGAACAGAUGUCCACUGCGAACCCUGUGACAGCUGUGUGUUGGUGCUGCUGGACGAUCUGGACAGGAUGAACCAGCUUUAUGAGUCUGUUGCCCAGCAGAUGACCAGUCUGAAUGCUAGCUCCUUCGCCUGGGCUCAGCUAAACCGACUUAAUGUGUCUAUGGAGGCUAUUGAUAGUGCUAUAAGAAACUACAACAGCAGUCUGGAUGAGAGCAGGAGCCAGGCCGACAUGCUGGAUGGAGAGCUGCAGAUCAUUGAUUCAGAUAUUAAAGAGUUAGAGGAGAAGGCCUCAGUCACACAAAAGAAGGGAACGGAUGUGGAGGACAACACUAACUCCACACACGGCAGAGCACAAGACCUACUCGGCUUUAUCAAGGCCAUCAUGGGAAAUGUGAAAGGCCUUAUACUGCAGGUGAACCAGACAGCACAGAAUGAAAGCAAGGUGGUAAAUGAAAAGGAACUGGCUCAGAUGAUAUCCGAGAUGGAGUCCAUGCUCAGAGACAUGCGCUUCAAGACCUUUGACUUCCAGAAGAGACUUGCAGAAAAUGAGCUGGACCAGGCCAACAAUUUGGUAGAUCGUGUGAAGAACGACAUGGCGAACCGGACACUGAACAAUGAUGAUCUGGCGAAGAACAUCAAAAACAAACUGAGCCAGUUUAACCAGCAGCUCAUGGACCUGAGAGACGCUCUGAAUGAAGCGGUCAAUAACACUGCACACACUGUUGAGGCCAACAACAUCAACCAGAAACACCUGGAUGAGCUUCAGAAAAUAAUGAAUGACCUGCUCGAGAAGCAAAAGGAAGUGGAGCAGCAGUUACAGAUGGCAGAAGAUGAUGUGACCCAGGUCAACGAUCUGCUCUCCAUGCUCCAAGACUCCAAAGAGGAGUACGAGCGUCUGGCGGCUCAGCUGGAUGGAGCGAGGAAGCCGCUGGCUGAGAAAGUGCAAAAGUAUGCUCCGUCCGCCGCUAAAAUUCCCCUGGUGGAGGCUGCGGAGAAACACGCUGAAAUGCUCGACCAGCUGGCCAACAAUAUUUCCAGUCUCAUAUCCGGCUCCAACCAGAAUGGUUUCAUACAGCGAGCUCUGAAUGCAUCUCGUACGUACACCAACAUUAUAGAUAGCGUGCAGGAAGCGGAGACUGCAGCUAAGAAAGCCAACGAAUCUGCCACAGAGGCUCUGAAGAACAUAAUUGAUGAUGAUCUGGCCCAAAACGCUGCCACGUUGAAGAACCAGAGUAUGGAUCUCCUGACUGAGGCAGAGAAGCAAAAGAACAACAGUGAAAAUCUGACGCCCCGUGUGGACUCCAUAAAGAAGAGUUUGCAGGACGCUGUGGAGAAAAAAGACAGGAUGCUCGAUGACCUGAAAAACAUCCAGGAUAAGCUCAACUUUAGUCGAGAUGACAUAGGGAAGGACAUUGCAGAUGCUAAGAGCGCGGUGGAGCAGGCUAACAACACAGCCACUAAUGUCAGCGACUCGCUGGUUCCUCUAAAAAAGCAGCUUGAGGAAUGGCAAAAGCAGUAUGGAGAUUCCAACGCCUCCAGUGACGAUAUCAACAAAGCAUUGAACGACGCCAAUGUGUCAGUGGCGGCCCUGAGCGACACUCUUCCACUGCUGAUGGAGAAACUAGACCGACUGCAGAACAACUCACUUCAGCCAUCCAACAUCUCAGACAGCAUCCAGAAGAUCCGACAGCUUAUCGAGCAGGCUCGCAACGCUGCCAACAAGGUGAGCGUGUCCAUGCAGUUUAAUGGCAACUCUGGAGUACAGGUGAGGACGCCCAAAAACGUGGCCGACCUGGCAGCCUAUUCGAAUCUACAGAUAUACGUCAAGCUUCCCCGUACCAAACGCAGACGCCGCCAAGCCGAACCCUCCAAACCUCAGUUUGUCUUCUAUCUCGGCAACAAAGAUUCUACUAAAGACUAUAUGGCAAUGAAGCUGGAGGGGACAAAUCUGCGCUGGUACUUUAACGUGGGAGGAGAUACAGCAGAUGUUCUAAUGCCAAUGAGCGUGAAUACAGAUUACUUCAACCAACUCGCCCUGGAGAGGACUCUUCAGUACGGUCAGAUGGCAAUGGCCACUGAUUCAGAAGGCACAAAUAUAUUUAAGAAAAGCAUGGUAGCUGGUGGAGAAAAUGGCCUACUCAACUUACCAGCCGAGGAGACCGUGUUUUAUGUCGGCGGUUACCCCAGCACAUUUCAACCUCCAGCGGGUUUUAACACGUCGUCCACAAGCUUCUUCACAGGAUGCGUUGAGUUGCUGAGUCUGAAUGAAGAGCUCAUUAGUCUCUAUAACUUUGAGGAAACGUUUCAGAUGAACACCACAACUGACCUGCCAUGUUCAAGGAAGAGGCCUGUAAACACACCGGAAUGGGUUGUUGACGGUGUGUAUUUUGAUGGUUCGGGUUAUGUUGAAGUUGAGUUCAACACUCAGAAAGACGAUCGGCAGUUCGAGCAGUAUGUCAAACUCAUCUCGCAGGAUGGAAUUCUGCUGUUGUUCCACAGAGGGGAUAAAUUUGUGUGCGUGGCCAUGCAUGAAGGUCUUCUUAAGGUCUUCCAUAAUGUUGAGGGAACAAUGACAAGUCACUUCGAUGAUUUGUCUAAAAAAGCAAUUGCUGACGCUCAGUCGAAGUUUCUGGAUGUUAUCUUUCGACUCGGCAACGAUGAAAUGAUGGUGAGGAUAGGCCGUCAGAAGGUCUACACCCUUUCAAGCAAAGAACUUAACUUCACACAUAGCUACUUCCUGGGUGGCGUACCCGAGGAUCAGAUGCCUGAGAGUCUGAAGAGUGUGUUUCCCAAGCGUGGCUCCAUAAAGGGCUGCAUGAGAUACAUCAAGUCCCUGAAGAGCUUCAUUCAGAUAAAGACCAUGAAGAGUAUAGGAAUCAGCUACGGUUGUCCUGAAGAUCUCCUGUUUACCCGUGAAGCCCAUUUCGCUGGCGAAGGUUAUCUGGGCUUAAAACUGGACGAUGUCCCAGAUGUCCCAGACAACUUCUACGCUGGUAUCGGCUUCAGAACAGAUCAGCAGAACGGCCUCAUGUUCUACCAUCAAGGCCAGAGUGCUGUGUGUCAGGUGCUCUUAGAGAACGGUCAUAUAGUGAUCAGUGCUGGUGAAAAUGAGGUCAGGUCACAGAAGACAUACAAUGACGACAACAGUCACUAUGUGGCUUUCUACAGCAACACAACUGGGUUGUACAUUUAUAUAGACGAUAUGCGUGAGCUUGGAGAAGAAACUGGCAGUGUGGUCACCAGCAGGGCGGCGCUGCAAUCUGCUACUUAUGUGGGUGGCACACCUGAAUCAAACGGCCUCGCCAAUCUCACCGGCUGCAUCAGCAACUUCUUCAUCAGGAGAAUUACUGAAAUGCAGAACGUUGUGGAUCUGAUAAAAGCUCAAGAGGGACGCAGAUACACCUUUGACUGUCCCGCUGCAUCACAGCCACUGGAGAUACUGGAUUCACCACAGAAGAAGAAUCCAAAGGUUAAUGGAGUCUCCAGAAGUCGUAUGGCAAAUGUGUCGUCCUGCACGGGUGAGAUGCCCAUACAGGAAGCCGACGCCCUCCACUUCAGUGGCUCCUCCCACAGCCACCUGCGCUUUGAUGAACUCCCUCCAGCGUUUAGCAAAACGCCACACGUGUCUCUUGGCAUACGUGUGAACUCUUCGAGCGGUUUGAUCUUCCACGUGGCGGGAGGGAAGAACCAGAGAACCAUGAUGCUGUCUGUGUUUGACAGUCAUCUGAUGCUGCUGGUCAACGGUGGAAAGAGGAAGACCACCAUACGCAGCAGAAAGAAAUACAGUGACGCCCUAUGGCACACGGUGUUUGUCAAAGUGGAAGGUGACCGGGCCUCUCUGACGGUGGACGGCAUCGACGUUCAGAGCAAGAGAGCAUCAUCAGGUGGAGGGAGAAACGUGUUUGGAGCUCCGCUUUACAUCGGAGGACUUCCAUCAAACCACAGUGCAGCUACGCCUGGUUUCAUUGGCUGUGUGAGGGAUGUGAAACUGAAUGAGGUGGAGUUACAGAGCCCGUCUCGCAGUGUAGGGGCGAUACCCUGUUUCCAGCAGCCCCUUCAGCAGCCCGCUGUUUACUUCUCCAGUCACGGAGGAUAUCUGACCAUCGAUGAGUCACUGGUGCUGGAUCGGGACCUGGAGAUCCUUUUGGAGGUUCGGACAGUUUCUGACUCUGGACUCCUGCUGCACGCCGGAGCCAAGAAAAGUCAACAGCUGAGUCUCUACCUCAAUCAGGGCCAGGUGACCGUGUUGGUGAACAGUGGAAGUGGAGAGUUUUCAGUAAGUCUCACACCGGAGUCGUCGAUCUGUGAUGGACUUUGGCACAGUAUUGCGAUUGUGAAGAAGAGUAAUGUAAUCCAGUUACAUGUGGAUGCAGCGAGCGAACAUGGAGUGGGUCCCAAACAGCACGUUUCCACCGGAGGCAAAGAGACUGUCUACCUGGGUAGCGUGCCAGAUACUAUCAAGGUUCCAGGUCUCUCGUCGGAUCUGCCUUCAUUCCACGGGUGUGUGAGGAAAGCCGAACUAAAUCACAGACCCGUCAUGCUCUCAAAACCCCUCUCGCUGUUUGGAGCCGUGGGGACUCAGGGCUGCCCUGUCUUAUAGUUACCCGUAAAAACACACUGACAAUAUCACAUCAUCAGGUGGUGGGUUUACUUUAUACGGUUUAAUUUAAACAACUGCGAAGAUAUUUAUAUGUUCAUGACACCAUGUGGUUUUUGUUGAAACAAGCACUGUAAGUGCAGAGAAAUCACUAAUAAAGUAUACAUGGUGUACGCUGUAAGCAGGGCUGGUUUUGCUGGCAGAGAUCUGAAUUUGUAUUGUUAAAUAAUGCAUUCCAUUGAUGUAAUCAUAAAUAUGGACCAGUCGACAUUAACUGUGACCAGUCACCAUGAAAUGGGUUUUUAUGGUUCUUUAUAAACACUGGAGGUCAAUUUACUGUGGAUAUAAACAAACGGUCUGUGAGAUACCUCAUUAUUUGAACAUUUCCUAUUGUAUUAUCUAAAAUCACUGGAGUUAAAAACUCUAUUUUUGUCACAUGAUAUUUUGUCUGAUUCCCUUGAACUAUAGCUGUUUGUAUUGGCAAUAAACAAUUCCCUGAAACGUU